CGCCAAGCUAACUCAAAACCCAAAAUGCCUGUGCCUCAUAAUUUGGAUUGCAAAUCAGCUCACAGUCUUAAUCCAAACUCAAAAAACAACGCGUACCCAUUUCUUCAUUCUUAGGUUUUCCACGUCAUCAACCUGCAGCUUCUUCGCACACUGUAAGAAAUCAAACUGCUUUUUUUUUUUUGCGGGGCCUGAAGGGUUUCUUCUGUGAACGAGAUUUGAGCUGGUGUUUUGACUCUUAAGAUUCUGGUGCUAGAAGGUGCUAAGCUUUAUGGGUUCUGAGUCUCCAGUCAAUUUCUCAGGUGGAUCUCCUAGGGCUAGGGUUCACCAUGUUACCCAAACUAGCAAUGACCUUGACAGUGACAUUGGGGGUGUUGAAUUUGCAACCUACACUGUCCACAUACCCUCUACACCUGAUAAUCAGCCCAUGGGAAUGUCCAUGGAGUGGUCCACUUCUCAGAGAGUUGAGGACCAGUAUGCUUCCAGUUCUUUGUUUACCGGCGGUUAUAAUUGCAUUACCCGAGCUCAUUUGAAGGAAAAGGUGAUUGAGUCCGUAACUAGCCAUCCCCAGAUGACCGGUGCGAAAGGGUCGAAUUGCUCUGUGCCCGGUUGUGAUGCCAAGGUAGUCACUGAUGAGAGGGGAGUAGACAUAGUCCCGUGUGAGUGUGAUUACAAGAUCUGUUUGGAUUGUUAUAGGGACGCUAUAAGAACCGGUGAUCAUAUUUGUCCUGGCUGCAAAGAACCUUAUAAGGAGCUGGAUGUGAGUGAGUAUGCUGGGAAUAAUGGGCAGCAUCUGCAGGUGCCAUUCACUUCGAAGAUGGAGAGGAGGUUGUCGUUGAUGAAGUCAACAGCAGUGAUGGGGCGUCAGAGCGGUGAGUUUGAUCAUACCAAAUGGUUGUUCGAGACAAAGGGGAGUUACGGAUAUGGAAAUGCUAUAUGGCCAAAGGUUGCUGUGGAUGGGAGCCAGGAGGGGAUUGGCGGUGAUCCUAAAGUCUUUCAUGACAAGCAAUGGAGGCCACUUACGCGCAAACUGAAUAUCUCUGCUGCAAUUCUGAGUCCUUAUCGGAUCCUAAUAUUAGUUCGAAUGGUUGUCCUUGGACUAUUUUUGCAAUGGAGAAUCAGAAACCCUAAUGAGGAUGCAGUGUGGUUGUGGGCUAUGUCUGUCGUUUGUGAAAUCUGGUUCGCCUUCUCCUGGCUACUUGAUCAGCUUCCAAAGCUCUGUCCCAUCAAUCGCAUUACUAAUCUUGAUGUUCUAAAGGAGAAGUUUGAAUCACCUAAUCCCAGCAAUCCUACUGGAAAAUCUGAUCUUCCAGGCAUGGAUAUUUUUGUAUCAACAGCAGAUCCAGAGAAGGAACCACCUCUUGUCACUGCAAACACCAUUCUAUCAAUUCUGGCAGCUGACUACCCUGUUGAGAAGCUUUCUUGCUAUGUUUCUGAUGAUGGAGGUGCACUUUUGACCUUUGAGGCCAUGGCAGAAGCUGCUAGUUUUGCUAAUUUGUGGGUGCCAUUUUGCCGGAAGCAUGCUAUUGAGCCACGAAAUCCAGAAUCGUACUUCAAUCUGAAGAGAGAUCCUUAUAAGAAUAAAGUACGGCCAGAUUUUGUCAAGGACCGCAGAAGGUUGAAGCGUGAGUAUGAUGAAUUUAAGGUUAGGAUUAAUGGCCUUCCUGAUUCAAUUCGAAGACGUUCAGAUGCCUAUAAUGCUCGGGACGAGAUGAAGGCUAUGAAACUUGGGAGAGAGAUUGGAAAUGAUGAAGCAGUAGAAAAGAUAAAGAUCCCGAAAGCUACUUGGAUGGCUGAUGGAACCCAUUGGCCUGGCACUUGGACAGUUUCUGUGCCUGAGCAUUCUAGGGGUGAUCAUGCCAGUAUCAUGCAGGUGAUGUUGAAACCUCCUAGUGAUGAACCACUUAGAGGAACAUCAAUGGAUUCAAGUUCCUUGGACCUAAGUGAGGUUGAUAUUCGUCUCCCCAUGCUCGUUUAUGUUUCUCGCGAAAAGCGGCCUGGCUAUGAUCACAACAAGAAAGCUGGUGCCAUGAAUGCUCUGGUUCGUGCCUCAGCGGUCAUGUCCAAUGGCCCCUUCAUUCUCAACCUUGACUGUGACCAUUACGUCUACAACUCCCAAGCACUGAGAGAAGGUAUGUGCUUCAUGAUGGACCGCGGUGGUGAUCGCAUUUGUUACGUGCAGUUUCCUCAGAGGUUUGAAGGAAUUGACCCUUCUGAUCGCUAUGCCAACCACAACACUGUUUUCUUUGAUGUCAACAUGCGUGCGCUUGAUGGCCUUCAGGGUCCAGUGUAUGUAGGAACUGGAUGCCUCUUUCGUCGCACUGCCCUUUAUGGCUUUGAUCCUCCUCGGGUGAAAAAGUGUCGUAAUGGUUGCUGUUGCUGCAGUGGUUUCUGCGCCCGUCGUCGCACAAGGAAAUCUUCUUCAUCAGUUGCUUCUGCCCCUGAAGUUGCCUCCCAAGACUGCCAAUCAAUUGAAGUUGGAGAGUUUGGUGAUGAUGAAGAAAUGAAUCUUGCUCUUGUUCCUAAAAAGUUUGGAAACUCAAGCUUCCUUGUUGACUCAAUUCGAGUGGCAGAAUUCCAAGGUCGGCCCAUUGCUGAUCAUCCAUCCAUGAAACAUGGACGGCCCCCGGGCGCUCUCACUCUCCCUCGGGAGCUUCUUGAUGCAUCAACGGUUGCAGAGGCAAUCAGUGUCAUCUCAUGCUGGUACGAGGACAAGACUGAAUGGGGCCAGAGAAUUGGGUGGAUUUAUGGAUCAGUAACUGAAGAUGUGGUGACAGGUUACCGGAUGCACAACCGUGGAUGGAGAUCUGUUUAUUGUGUUACAAAGAGGGAUGCUUUCAGAGGGACUGCCCCCAUCAAUCUUACUGACCGGCUGCAUCAGGUGCUCCGAUGGGCUACUGGCUCUGUUGAGAUUUUCUUUUCUCGCAACAAUGCUCUUCUGGCCAGCUCAAGGAUGAAAAUUCUGCAAAGGAUCUUUUACCUGAAUGUGGGAAUGUACCCUUUCACUUCCUUUUUCCUCAUUGUCUACUGCUUCCUUCCCGCGCUCUCCCUCUUUUCUGGUCAGUUCAUUGUUCAGUCCCUCAACAUAACCUUCCUGGCAUACCUCCUGGGCAUCACAAUCACCCUCAUUCUUCUCGCCGUGCUGGAGAUCAAGUGGUCUGGCAUUGCACUGGAAGAGUGGUGGAGGAACGAGCAGUUUUGGUUGAUUGGAGGCACAAGUGCUCAUCUAGCUGCUGUGCUGCAAGGCCUUCUGAAGGUGAUAGCAGGAGUAGAGAUUUCCUUCACUUUGACAUCGAAAUCUGGUGGUGACGAUGCAGAUGAUGAGUUUGUUGAUCUCUACAUCUUCAAAUGGACGUCUCUGAUGAUACCACCCAUCACCAUCAUGAUGACAAACUUGAUUGCAAUUGCAGUUGCAACUUGUCGAACGAUAUACAGCGUGAUACCGCAGUGGAGCCGGUUGCUUGGAGGUGUGUUCUUCAGUUUCUGGGUGUUGGCUCAUUUGUAUCCGUUUGCCAAAGGGCUCAUGGGAAGAAGAGGGAAGACACCCACCAUUGUGUUUGUGUGGUCUGGCCUUAUGGCAAUCACCAUUUCUCUCCUUUGGGUGGCUAUCAGCCCCCCAUCAGGCACUAAUCAAAUUGGGGGCUCAUUCCAGUUCCCUUAGUUUGUCUAGUUUACUAGUAUUAUUUUAUUUGUUUUUUGUCCAACUAAAUUCAACUUCAAGGCUGAACCCGUAGGAAUUUUCAUGUCUCAGUGAAAUGUAAAUUGUUUUAGCUAUUUGUUUUUUUGUUUUUACUCAUUUUGGAUUUGAUGUUCAA
Prunus mume (Japanese apricot) is the source of this 3812-nucleotide messenger RNA. RefSeq names its product cellulose synthase-like protein D3. The record is from RefSeq and is a predicted model, not a curated record. NCBI's taxonomy places the organism in Eukaryota, Viridiplantae, Streptophyta, Magnoliopsida, Rosales, Rosaceae. Gene Ontology annotation, cellular component: membrane. Gene Ontology annotation, molecular function: cellulose synthase (UDP-forming) activity. Gene Ontology annotation, biological process: cellulose biosynthetic process.